AAGAUAUCAGCUGGAGCAAAUGCUUGGUCUUGUAUGGUUCGGAGGGCUGUAGAAUUCAGUAGAUAGUGUGCUACUUGUUUUAAGAAGCUAACAGAGGAGAUUUAUAAUGCAUUGAAUAACUAACCAUUUUCUGGGAACCUUCUUGGAGCACCAAAUGGGUGCAUUUUAUACUCUAUGCUGUCACACUGAAGAAAAAGAAGAGAAGAAUGCGAUAUUAUGUCAUCGGUCCUCCAGUAAGGUCAGUGUAUCAAGUGGAAGUGAGGUUCAGCUGGAGUGUGUCUCUGAACUGGAGCAAGAGAGGAACCCAUGGAGAACUCCUUGCAGCUCCACUUCCAUCAUAGAUGGUGAAUCAGACCAGGAGCUGCAGGCCUUUAUCAUGAUGAGGAACCAGGUGGAUAAAGACACUGAGGAGUGGGAGAAACUGAACUAUGACAUCCACACACUGAAGUGUACUCGUCGAGAGGUCUGUGCACGCUGGAAAAAGAUUCUCCUGUUGCUGGGUUACCAGAUGGAGGUGGACUCGCUGCUGGCAGUGAAUAAGCAGAGUGUUCUGAGGAAUGGAGAGGAUGUGCAGAGAGCCAGAGAGUUGCUACACACAGUAUGUGAGGAGUCCAGCCUGUUUCCCCGUGGAGUGGAACCCAGUGACAGAUACCUCUUGGUCAUGGAUCGCCUGGUCUCUUUGGACAGUGCUGAGGACUUUGUCAGACUUGCCAAGGAGAAAUAUCCCAGAACUGAGCUAUGAGAGGGACAAUGAGACUCACUGGGUUUAGAAAUGAAAUAUUUUGUAUGUGGGUUUGUUGUUGGAGCGAACUGGAGGCACUGGAGAGGUUGAAGAAGUGACUCAUGUGCCUACAGGAGCAAGUAUCAAGGGUAAAUGUACAAUAUUCUUGCACUGAGACAUGAUGUUCAACUAUGUAAUCACGCAAUACUCAGGCUUAAUAACUCAGCAUAUUGUAAUUUUCAGGAUAGAGCUAGAAUUCUUCAGGGUGAAGAGGGUAGCUAACACAUUCUCUGUGUAUAGUUCUUCUGUGAAUAGUCCACUGUUAACUCCAUACCUCAAAGCACUGAAGAA
Molecule: messenger RNA, 1072 nt
Organism: Colossoma macropomum (tambaqui)
Lineage: Eukaryota; Metazoa; Chordata; Actinopteri; Characiformes; Serrasalmidae
Product: melanoregulin-like
Exons: 5
Coding region: 155-742 (195 amino acids)
Biological process (GO): melanosome transport; melanocyte differentiation
Cellular component (GO): melanosome
Source: RefSeq, a predicted model, not a curated record